CUUCUGUCACCUACAAGGGAUGUUUGGACUCUUAUCUGUACCAAAAAUAAUAUCAGCGUAGCGGGGCAGCACAGAACAGAGGUCGCUAUUUCCACGCCAUUCCUUUGAAUUUCGCUCCCAGCGUAGGGUGAGAGACAUAAUUAUAACCAGUGCCACUGCAUGUAGGUGACUAUUGCUCUGACCGACCACCAGCUUUUCGCGAUCUGCUGCUUUUAUCCCACCUGCAAUUGUAGCCAAGAUGAGAUUCGUGCCGUGGAGAGUGCACUACAUUGUGCUGCUGCUAUCACUAGUAUUUACCGGUGCAUUCUGUGGUGGUGUCAGUCCGGGACGUUUUCACAGGCAAGAGAAGAAUACAGGAGACGAUUCGUGGCUGCACGAUUUCACGGUUCCUCAUCUCAAAGACUUCGCCGCGAAGCACGGGAUUUUCGUGGGCACAGCAUCCAAUGCUGGCCACAUUCAGGGCGAGGACAAGGAGUAUGAUGCAGUGCUAGCUGAUCAAUUCUCUCUCACUACACCAGAAAAUGCGUGUAAAUGGGGUUCCAUUCGUCCCAGCGAGAGUACAUACGACUACAAGGACUGUGAUCUGGUGGUGAGCACGGCAGAGAGUAACAACCAGACUGUACGUGGCCACAACCUAUGCUGGGGAGUCUACAACCCUGGAUGGCUGAACAAGUUUGCUCACAAUGGCACUGCUCUGCGCAAGCUGCUCACAGAUCACGUGACCAAUGUGACUGAACACUACAUGAACCGAAUGUACUCGUGGGAUGUAGUCAAUGAAGCCGUUUCCGAUAAUCCAUCCAAGGAAUCCUUCCUGAAGAACAACAUCUGGUACCCUGCAGUAAAGGAUUACAUUGACGCAGCAUUCAAAGCAGCCAGUGCAGCGGAUAGCCAAGUCAAACUAUUUUACAAUGACUACAAUACUGCAAGUAUCAACCCAAAGUCUGAUGCCAUCUAUCAGAUGCUGAAAACCAUGCUGGAGAACAAAGUUCCACUUCAUGGCUUCGGCAUACAAGCUCACUUUUCAUUGAGUGGUUUUAAAGACAUCGACAAACAGGAGCAGGGCAUUUAUGGCUACAAGCUGUCUGCGCCACCAUCUGACUGGUCGAAGGUCGAGGAUAACAUCAAGAGAUUCGUUGACCUGGGUCUCGAGAUCCAUAUAACGGAACUGGAUGUCCGCAUCAAUUCCGACUCCAAGGAAGAUCUCAAAAAUCAGGCAGAUGUUUACCAAAACAUGCUGAAGGCUUGCUUGAAAUUCGCACCCAAAUGCAAGUCGUUUGAAACAUGGGGAUUCGUAGACAAGUAUUCUUGGCUGGCAACGCACCAUCCAGACUAUUUCGAUAACAAUUACAAACCCAAACCAUGCUUCUAUGCGGUGCUUGAUACGCUCAAUACAACACAGACUGAUGAACUAUGAUAAUGUGUUUUGAAGUGUACCAUACAAGUAGAUAACUAGCAAAAUGAACGGAAUGAUUUUCUCUCACUCUUUGUUUGCUGUUGCUCAUAUCACCAUUGUAACUUCCACGUUCACAACUUCUCUCAUCUUUUUUCUAUUCUUUCACACGUCAGUACACGACAAAGAUCUAAGUUACUUUCCUCAAACUUA
Messenger RNA from Sycon ciliatum, 1603 nucleotides. RefSeq names its product endo-1,4-beta-xylanase Z-like. Bases 239 to 1414 code for a protein of 391 amino acids. NCBI's taxonomy places the organism in Eukaryota, Metazoa, Porifera, Calcarea, Leucosolenida, Sycettidae. The transcript has 8 exons. Gene Ontology annotation, biological process: carbohydrate metabolic process. Gene Ontology annotation, molecular function: hydrolase activity, hydrolyzing O-glycosyl compounds. The record is from RefSeq and is a predicted model, not a curated record.